Salmo salar (Atlantic salmon) is the source of this 2559-nucleotide messenger RNA. It is a transcript of the gene syfb, whose product is annotated as Phenylalanyl-tRNA synthetase beta chain. Gene Ontology annotation, cellular component: cytoplasm; phenylalanine-tRNA ligase complex. The record is from RefSeq and is marked provisional. NCBI's taxonomy places the organism in Eukaryota, Metazoa, Chordata, Actinopteri, Salmoniformes, Salmonidae. Gene Ontology annotation, molecular function: phenylalanine-tRNA ligase activity; magnesium ion binding; RNA binding. Gene Ontology annotation, biological process: phenylalanyl-tRNA aminoacylation.
UAGCCGUGGUCAACAUGCCGACUGUCAGUGUCAAAAGGGAUCUUCUGUUUCAUGCCUUGGGCAGAACAUACACUGAUGAGGAAUUUGAUGAGUUGUGUUUUGAGUUUGGGCUGGAGCUCGAUGAGAUUACCUCAGAGAAGGACAUCAUCAGUCGUGAGCAGGGGGACACCAAGGCACAGGGGGCGUCUGAUGUGAUUUUGUAUAAGAUCGAUGUUCCAGCUAACCGCUAUGACCUUCUGUGUCUGGAAGGGCUGGUCAGGGGCCUGCAGGUCUUCAAGCAGAAGAUGGAAGCCCCUCGCUACAGGCGUGUGAGUCCAGCCAGCAGUGAGCCUCAGAGGCUGGUCAUCACAGAGGAGACAACUGCUGUGCGACCCCACGCUGUGGCUGCAGUCCUGAGGAACAUCACCUUCACACAGGAACGUUACGACAGCUUCAUCGAACUACAGGAGAAACUCCAUCAGAACGUCUGUAGGAAAAGGACUCUGGUUGCCAUCGGCACCCAUGACCUGGACACCAUUUCAGGCCCCUUCAUCUACACAGCCAAACCACCUGGUGACAUCCGCUUCAAACCUCUCAACCAGGCAAAGGAGUACACCGCACAGGAACUCAUGAGCCUCUACAAGACAGACAGCCACUUGCGACACUAUCUGCACAUCAUUGAAGAUGAGCCUGUAUAUCCUGUCAUCUAUGACAGCAACGGCAUUGUUUUGUCUUUGCCUCCAAUCAUCAAUGGGGACCAUUCCAAAAUCUCCUUGAAUACAAAGAAUGUUUUUAUCGAGUGCACAGCCACUGAUCUUACCAAGGCAAAAAUUGUGUUGGACAUGAUGGUGACGAUGUUCUGCGAGUAUUGUGAAGAGCCUUUCACGGUAGAGGAGGCUGAGGUGGUGUACCCAGACGGAAGGACCUGUCAGUACCCGGAGCUGGCUUACAGGAAGGAAACUCUGUCAGCCGACUUCAUCAACCGCAAAGUUGGCAUCAGUGAGUCGACUGAGCAAAUCGCUCAGCUGUUGACCAAGAUGUGCUUGCGCUCAGAGGUCAUGAGUGACGGCGAACAGAUUGAGGUGGAGAUCCCGCCCACGCGCUCUGACGUCAUCCACGCCUGUGACAUCAUGGAGGACGCCGCCAUGGCGUACGGUUUCAACAAUAUUCCCCGCACCACGCCGCGCACAUAUACCGUAGCCAGUCAGCUCCCACUUAAUAAGCUGUCAGAGCUACUGAGACAGGACCUGGCUGCUGCUGGAUUCACAGAGGCCCUCACCUUCGCCCUGUGUUCUCAGGAGGACAUAGCUGACAAGCUGUUGAAGAACAUCUCAGAGACCAGAGCAUGUCACAUCUCCAACCCCAAGACAGCUGAGUUCCAGGUGGCGCGCACCACCCUGCUGUCAGGCCUGCUGAAGACUGUGGCGGCUAACAGGAAGAUGCCUCUGCCUCUGAGGCUGUUUGAGAUUUCAGACGUGGUGCUCAAGGAUGAAACCAAAGACGUGGGGGCCCGGAACAACCGUCGCCUGUGUGCUGUCUACUACAACAAGAGUCCGGGGUUUGAGGUGAUCCACGGUCUGAUGGACAGGGUCAUGCAGCUGCUGGAGGUCAAACCAGGCCAGGGAAAUGGCUACCACAUCCAGGCUGCUGACGAUUCCACCUUCUUCCCUGGUCGCUGUGCUGAGAUCUUUGCGCACGGGAAGAGCAUAGGACGCCUCGGGGUCCUUCACCCUGAUGUCAUCAACCGCUUUGAGCUCACCAUGCCAUGCUCCGCCCUGGACAUCGACAUCGAGCCCUUCCUGUGAUGUCACACGCAGACACGCGCCUGAACCUGUAACACCACCAAACUCAUCUACUCAUGUUCAGUCCAUCUCAACACAGGCUUUCCCAGCUCCAGCAGAGUACAGCCCAACCUGCUGCAGCUGAGCUCACAUUUUCACGCAAAUCUCCCAUUGACAUCACAUUGCAAGCUUGAGAUAUGUGCGAAAGUAAGGAUUCGGCCCCAAAUGAAUUGUUCAGUUUAUAUCAUGCGUGGUAUUUCUGUUGACAAAUGUACAACAGUGUAUGAAGUAACCAUUGAAAUUAUAGGCUGGUAUAUACAAAUGAUGUGGCUGUAUUUUUAUCUCCAUGGUAAUUAAAGUGAAUGAGAUGUCAGCCUGUGACUCAGUCCUGUGUUUUUGAAUUCAUCUCAAUCCUGCAUCAUUUGAGCUUUAACCAAUAUACUGUACUAUACAAUUUAAAGACAUUGCUCUGAGCAAUUGUAUCGACUCCAGUCAUUUACAUUUAAAGGUUUGUCGUAUACCAUAUAGGCCUAAUGCACUGUAUGAGUGUAAAUAACAGGAAGCCACAAAGCUGUGGUUCAACAGGUUUCCUUGUGGUGUCCAACUGGUAUGGUCUUGUUCGGUGGGUUAAUGGUCCUGGGCGGAGCUUCAUCUACUUGAUACAACAGGACAUGAACUCUGACAUACCAUACAGUACUGUAACUGCAGGUGUUGCUUAGGUCUGUUUCCGUGUGAUAGUUAUUUCGGACUUCCUCACCAAGGCAAGAAACACGUUAAAUAAAAUCAGUGUAACAUUGAA